Penicillium cinerascens is the source of this 576-nucleotide messenger RNA. RefSeq lists its product as uncharacterized. Lineage: Eukaryota; Fungi; Ascomycota; Eurotiomycetes; Eurotiales; Aspergillaceae. The record is from RefSeq and is a predicted model, not a curated record. The coding region runs from base 1 to 576 and encodes 191 amino acids. The transcript has a single exon.
AUGCGCCUCUCGGUUGAUUGCCACCUUUUCCUCCUCCUCCUCGUCGUCCUCACCCCCGUCGCAGCACUCGGUCCGACAUGCUUUAAAGUCGUCGCAGCACUGGUCGGCCGACCGGGACACCUCUUUAACAAAUUCCAGACGGAAAUCUGCGACCGUGGAUGCCAACCAACCAUCCCACACUGGGACCUCUGGACUCGCAACAACUCCUUCGUCCCCGCCGUGCGCAGCCUCAUGAAGCGCAUGGACGUCCCUCACAAAGAAGAUGCACUGUUGAAAAUGGGCGACGAUGUCGCGAUCAUUAUCAAAGAGCGCUGCGCCCCCUUGCUACACGGUCGACACAUUUGCUCCGACCCGGAUACGUUAGCCGACUUCGGCAACUGCUUCAAGCGCAACUUUGUGAAAGCGUCGAUCAAGCACCUUCCCAUUCUACUGCCAAUGGCGUCUGAGUCUGGGUGCAAGGAGCAAUAUAAGUUCCUUCAGGGCGACGAGUUGUGGGAGGUGACUAUCCCGAAUAACAUGAGGGAAUAUGCGAGUGUGUGCGAUAAAUUGACACCUCCGAACCACGAGGAAUUGUGA